GACAAUUUGGCGGCAGAAAAUCAAUCUAAAUUUACGCCUGCUCAGACCACACCGAAAUACCGGUGCAAGAUAGACCGCUGGUCCAAUGCGAUUUGGGUGAAUUUGAUCAGGGCACAGACCGACAGAUACUGAGUUCAGACAUAUUUAAGUCAGCAGUGUUAUCACCAGCUCAUUCUGUAUACCCGCUCACAUUGUCUGUUUCCACACCGUGUUAGACAAUGACCGUGACAAUGCUCCAUUCACGCAUCUUACGCACGUUUAAAGGGAAUGAGAUGAGCCCCUUUAACUGGCUGGCUGGCGGUGACGGAAGUCAGCUGUAAACACUCCCACAGUGGCGUAAUGUUGAAUGUGUGUGUAAGAGAUGGAUAGAGAGAGAGAGAGAGAGAGAGAGACAGACAGACAGACAGAGCGCACAGUUGCAUUUUCUGGCAGUGCGAGUGAAAGUUUUGCUACGUGAGACUGAUUAGUGUAGUAUUUGUUGACAGAAACCUCAUAUUAUCAAAGAUUGUUUGAGUAUCAGAAUGUGCCCCCUAUGUCAACCUAAUUAGAUGUGGUCUGACAUUGGGCGGUCUGAGGAUGGAGUGAAUAACUACAUAUCACAAGGGAGGCGUGCAUAAAAAAGCCCAGUGAUUGUAAAAGAUGGGACAGGGCGGUGUUGUGUUGCCACUGUCUGAGCGAGAUACGGCAAGAUUUUACGGCAGUAGUCUGACAUAGUGACAAUUGUGAAAGACCAAAUUUGUCUUGGAGUCUGAUCCGGGCCUAAGGGAAGGUCUCACAGCGCAUGUCAAAUGUGAAGAAAGAUGGACUGCCACAGCAGAAGAGCACACAAGAGGGCACUCCUGACCAUGUCCAUCCGUUUAUGAGCUCAGCGAAGUGCACUCCUCUCCUCAUCCUACACCCUGCAGGAAACGGUCUUGAAAUGGUCUGCCCCGUCAACAGGUCUCAGCCCAAUACAGCACCUUGGGAAUGCGGGAGAACUCCGAUCCUGGGAGUGAUGUCCACAAAUAUGCAGCGACUGUGAUGCUACUUGUCCAAAUCGCUUGUCCUCGUGAGGGUCGCAGGCGAGAUGGAGCCUAUCCCGGCUGACUUUGAAUGAGAGGCGGUGUUUCCCCUGGACUGGUCCCCGGUCAUUCGCAGGGCACGUGAUAAACAGCCAUCCGCACUCACAUUCACUUCUAUAAUUUAGUCUUAAUUUAAGCUAAUGUAAUGUUAAAAUAUAGAACCUUUCACUGAUGAAAUGUAUUCUAGGUUCAUUACUUGUAUAGCCUCCUACAACCUUUAGCCCUGGGGCAGUCUGACAGAAGCGUGGCUGCCAUUCUGCACCUACAGCCCCUCCGCCCAACAUCAAACAUCAAACCACAUUCAUCCAUAGGCGAUGCGGUUUAAGUGUCUCGCCCAGGCAGAUGACGACGACGACGACACGCUCGGGGAUAUGAAGCGGAGACCCUCCGGUUUCAGGGCGUGCUCUUAGCCUCGAGCUCAGAAUUGGGAAGCACCGUGCCAACCGCUCAACCAUCAUGCCGCUUUUGUAAAUACUAUCUCAAAUUAUUCUUAAAGUGCUUCUACUGUCUCUUGUCUACUAAAAGGUUCUUAACAUUUUGUAUUAUUAUUAUUAACAGCUAACAUGCCCUUUUUUUGGGAAAGGUGAGAAAAGCUGUGUUGAACCAGCUGACAAGAAACGUAACUUCAAUCAAGAUGUAAUUUGUUGGGUAUAGAUGAGGUAGAUAAAGGUAGUUUGCAUUAAUAAAUGCUGACUGCAAGAUGCAAUCACUGUAAAAUUGUACCUUAAAUAGUAACAAUUUACAUUUCUUAAAAUAUUGAGCUAUAAUAUUCAGCCCAGAUCACCCACCCACAAAGCCAACCAGAUGGACUGUCGCAGCUGUUGAGCUUUAGCCUGGAUUCAGUUUAAAGCAUGGGAUCUUGGAGUAGGAGCUGUCAAGGGUGCAGUUUGCUGAGGGAUUCGGGUCAGCUCUCACACAGCAAUUGACUCGUGGGAAAUUGCUGUACAAUGUCCGAGAAGAUGGACAGCAUCUCGAGUUUCUCCUGCAGUUCAAACUGCCCGCAGACACUUGAUACCGCCGGGAGUCAGGCCUUCUUACCGGGACUGAAGAAUUUCACGGGUGGAUUUAAGCGUGCACAUAUUUGGAGUCCGAAGUGCCACAAACCAGUUGGCUGGUUCCUGUUGUCCCGCACAGAGGCAGCUAACUGAGCCACGGGAGCUUUGAAUCUCUGCAGGAUCUUCAUUUGUUUUCUAUCAUCUAUCUGCGGCAAGGAAUCAUAGCUAAGUAUUUGGUCAACCGGGAUUGUGAAUUAGUCCAUGCUGAUAGGACUGUGAAGGACUACAUUCAAGACAGCAACAGGAAAUUUCUCGUGACCCAGUCAGAAGUUUAGCUGCGGGUAGAGAUGAUCCUCAACGCAGUGCUGGUGGUCUUGACGGACCUGGCCGCCCACCUGUUGGGAAACCCUUUGUUCCGUCGGCACUUCCACCUCGCGUUGUCUGCCACAGUGGUGUUCGGCCCGGCGCUCAGUCUCUGGGUGUCCCAGCACAGCAUAUUUGCCAAGAGAAGCCACUUCCUGUACAGGAUGUUUUUGCGAUCUGGUUGGGGAUGGACGUGCAUUUUCGUUGGAUCCUUUGUCUUCCUCCUGUCAUUCUCCACCCGUCGUUCCCUCUCACUGUCCUUCCGUCAUCUCUCCCGGCUCGGAGUCGCUGGUGGACUGUGGUUCGUCUUCUGCAAACUUCUCGACGUUCUCGAAAACGCAACAGGAAGCUGCUACGAGCCCCUACCGGGCAACCCGGAGAUCGACGACAGUCAGCCUCUGUUAGUGUUGCGAGAAGGCGAGAGCAAGGCGGAAUGCCUCAAAGCUGGGAUGCUGUGGAGAGGAUAUGAGGUUUCAGAGGAUGUCUUCCUCCUGUGUCUCUGCUGCCUGCUGCUCGCCGAGGAAACAGCGGUGUUCGGCCCUUAUCUGAGCCUCGGUGGAUGUUCUGACGCCCCGCUUAGGAUCCUCUUCCUGUUCUGUGUUCUCCUGCUCAGCCUCUGGCUCUUCCUGCUCCUCUGUCUCCUCGCCUACUUCCCUCAAUUCCCCACCCAGCUGAUAGGAGGGGCUCUUGGUUGUUUGAGUUGGAGGGGAUUGUAUCAAGGGUGGUACUGUCAGGGUCCCUGCUGGUACUGUCCCGGGAGACCUGGAUUUGGACUCCUCAAAAACCAAGACUGACAUGGAACACAGAGAUCUGGGUGCUUGGGUGGUAGGGGGUUGUGGGUUUCAUCCCAGGAUGCCCCCUCAGUUUACCCCGAGUUGAUCCGAGUGCUGCUUUAUCGGUGUGUGAUGUUACUUUCCCAUCAGACUGUUCAUCUUUCAUGAAUUCUUGUGGGUGAAAUCGGGUAUAAAAGGGCUUUGAGUAUCUUGACGGUAGAAAAGCGCUUCACAAAUAAAGCUCCUUUACCACAGCUUCAACAACUCGUCAAGACUUUCAUGUCAAAUUGGUUCAUUUCUGACCAAAUAAUUUAACAUUGUUUGCAAAUACUAGUGUAAUUAAAUAAAAUAAAUAAACUCUGUCUGUCGUACAUGGGCGACAACAUGAUUAGGAAUAUUACAAUGAAAAUGUCAGAAGUGGCUACAUCUAUAUUGUGGACAGAGAUGUACUGUAAUUAGACCAACUUGGCUUUGUAGGUCCCACCGAAUCUACUUCGAGGCUGAAUUUUCCAUCUCUUGUAUUUCAUAUCAUAUAGUGUGGCUGUAAGAAAGGGAGUGCGAGUAGAUAAAAUAACCUCAGCAAAGAAUUGUCAGGAAAAAAGAUUGAAUAUGUAAAAUGUUUUAAAUAAAACAUUGUUUCCCAUUUGCACACUG
Messenger RNA from Phyllopteryx taeniolatus (common seadragon), 3846 nucleotides. It is a transcript of the gene fitm1l, whose product is annotated as fat storage inducing transmembrane protein 1, like. Lineage: Eukaryota; Metazoa; Chordata; Actinopteri; Syngnathiformes; Syngnathidae. The transcript is spliced from 5 exons. Gene Ontology annotation, cellular component: endoplasmic reticulum membrane. The record is from RefSeq and is a predicted model, not a curated record. Bases 2404 to 3213 code for a protein of 269 amino acids. Gene Ontology annotation, biological process: phospholipid biosynthetic process; lipid droplet organization; lipid storage.